Molecule: messenger RNA, 408 nt
Organism: Penicillium longicatenatum
Lineage: Eukaryota; Fungi; Ascomycota; Eurotiomycetes; Eurotiales; Aspergillaceae
Product: RidA family protein
Exons: 2
Coding region: 1-408 (135 amino acids)
Cellular component (GO): cytosol
Molecular function (GO): deaminase activity
Source: RefSeq, a predicted model, not a curated record
AUGUCCCACCUGCAAUAUUUCUCUUACAAGGGUCUCGGCGAGCGACAACGCCAGAAGUUCAGAUAUAGCCAAGCCGUGCGGAUUGGGGACCGGAUUGAGUGUGCAGGCCAAGGCGGCUGGGACCGUGAAACAGGCGUGUUCUACAAGGAAAUCAAUGCACAAAUCGAUCAAGCAUUCGCCAACGUCGAACAUAACCUCCAAGAUGCCGGUGGAGAGGGCUGGAACCAGGUUUUCCGCGUUAAUUCCUAUCAUGUGCCCAUCAAUGAUGAAGCUUUAGCGGCUAUGGUACGAAACUUUGAGAAGUACAUGCCCGGGCAUCAGCCUAUUUGGACUUGCGUUGGGGUUUCUCGUCUUGGGGAAGAUGAUAUGCGAGUUGAGAUUGAAGUUGUGGCUCAUGUACCUAAUUAA